Molecule: messenger RNA, 2585 nt
Organism: Saccostrea cuccullata (small rock oyster)
Lineage: Eukaryota; Metazoa; Mollusca; Bivalvia; Ostreida; Ostreidae
Product: transmembrane emp24 domain-containing protein 7-like
Exons: 3
Coding region: 134-769 (211 amino acids)
Biological process (GO): intracellular protein transport; Golgi organization; endoplasmic reticulum to Golgi vesicle-mediated transport
Cellular component (GO): endoplasmic reticulum; COPII-coated ER to Golgi transport vesicle; Golgi apparatus
Source: RefSeq, a predicted model, not a curated record
GUGUUUGGAGGAAUGCCACGUAACUUUCGCCAUAUUGGAAAUCGACCGGUGUUGUCACAAAUAAACACAUGUUACAUUUGGACUUAAUAGAGCAGAAAAUUAACCCAGACAAGUGCUUGGACGAAAGAAAAACAUGGAUCGCUUAUAUCUUGUGUGUUCCAUGAUUUUAGUUUUCAUUUCCGUGGUUUUCGGGACUGAAUUGACAUUUGAACUGCCAGACAGUGAAAAACAGUGUUUCUUUGAGAAAAUUGAGAAAGGCGUACAAUCCACGAUAGAAUUUCAGGUGAUAACAGGAGGUCAGUAUGAUGUGGAUAUGGAGCUGACCGCCCCUAACGGUCAGACACUGUACAAGGACGUGAAGAAACAGUACGACAGCUUCACCUGGACACCUGACCAGACUGGGAUCUACAAGUUCUGCUUCAGUAACGAGUUCUCUACGUUCUCACACAAAGUCGUCUACUUCGACUUCCAGGUUGGAGAAGAGAAGCCUCUGUUUGAUUCAGAGAAUAAGCAGGCUACAGCGAUGACUAUGAUGGAAACUGCCACAGAAGAUAUUCACAAAUCCCUAAAUGAUGUCAUAGAUUCUCAGACCCACUUCAAGCUCCGCGAAGCAACCGGAAGAAUAUUUGCGGAGGAGCUCCAUUCUCGCGUGAGUUACUGGUCUAUCGGCGAGACUUUGAUUAUUCUACUCAUUGGACUCGGGCAGGUGUUUAUUUUGAGGAGUUUCUUCACGGAGAAGAAAACGAGUGGUAUGCCUAUACACUCGUAAUCCUCAGGUUAUAUAGUCCUCAGAUGGUUCAACAUUUCUCCUCACUCAUAAAAAAUUUGAUUUUAUGAUAAUAUUAAAAAAAUGAAAUCUAAUUCUAUUUUUGAAACAAAGACAUUUUCAGAAUACCAUGCAGCUGUCUUCCAGUGCAAAACUUACUGGAUAUAUAUAUAUAUGGAAAUAUAAGCAAUUACUUUAAAUGAGAGAUUUGUCUUUUUUUGAGAAUGGUUGAACCUUUGGGCCUAUUUAUGUGCAAUUAUGAACUGUGUUCAUUAUUAGACAAAGAGAUGUAAAAGAAAAAUAGGGUAGGUAAGAAGUCAGAUUUCUCAUACAAAUAUAUCAUGUACGAAAAAUUGAGAAUGGAUUUUCAAAAAAAAAGUCUCGUGAUGAUCAAAGUUUCUACAGCCACUUUUAACAGAUAACAUUGUCUGACAGUCUCAAUUCAUUGAACAAAUUAAAGUUAUUAUACAUGAAUAACAUGGAAAUAUAAAUCAUCGUAUGGAUGAUUUCUGCUACUGACGACUAUUAGAAAAUUUGUAACAGAAUUGUUUCAAAAACGAUAUGAUACAAAUCAGUAAAUCAUCCACUAGUUUGUUAGCUAGUAAUGUAAUUAUGUGAACAACACUUUUUAUACCAAAACUGUCCUUUUUUCGAAAUUUCAGAAUUUUUAAGAAUAUGUUGAGAAAUGUUAAUAUUUUUGCUUCGUUUGCUUGCCAGGUUCCAAUGAGAUUUUACAAGUCUUGAUUUUAUAUGCUUCAUCUUUGCAUGUUUAAGAAUAAAGAACAUUGUGUUUAUCCAGCAUUGUGUUUUCCUAGUGAAAAAUUUUAUGACAAUACAUGCGAUUUUAGUAUUCAUUUUUGUUUCUUUUCUUUUUUUUUGUUCUUAGUAAAAGGAAAUAUUUUAUGAAUAGUUCUUUGUAAACCUUCUUUUUUGAGAGUUUAAAAACAAUUUAUAUAACAUGUUCCAAAUGUAGAUGGUUGAAUGGCUUAACUAUUUAUAUUGAUGAGAGCUUUAAUAUUGAAGCUUUCAUUUUUGCUUGUAUUUAAGAAAUGAGUAGGGUGUUUGGUUAUAUUAAUAUUUAUGAAAAUCAUGCAUAUAUAAUAAUUAUAAUCUUUCUUAAAAGUUCAGUAUGAGGUAUAGAAGUGUACUUUUUUUAGUCUUAUCAUUUUUCAAUUUUGACGUGUGCGAACACUUGAAGGGUUGUGAUUUGAAUUCAGUGCAUACAGUUUAUGUCCAUGUAUCAAAUGAUGCCUUCUGUCAUUUCAAAAAAAGGAUUGAUUUAUUUAAUUAACAGAAUAAGGUCAUAGGAUACUCAAACCCUAUAAGAAAUAUAAAUUUAAUAAAACUUUCUGUUUUGCUUAUUUACGCUUCACAUUAAUUUGUUUCACGGUAAAAAAAAAUGAUAAGUUUCAUUUCUUUUUUAAAAGGGCGAGAGUUACACUUGUUGAUGUUUUUUUAAAUUUAUAGACAUAAAUUUAAAGAAAAGGGUGGGAAACCAGUACGAUAAAUAAAAUACGUGAAAAAAAUUGAACGUGAAUAGGUUUGCAAAAAACCGUUUACAGGUAUUUUUGACAAACGGAUGCAAUUUCAGUUCAGUAUCCUAUGUCUUUAUUUAUAUAUGACAUGUAUUAUUAUAAGUGAAUGUCUGUAUGAACAAUAUGAAUUAUAUUUUAACGUAUAGAGACACUUCCUUAAGAAAGAGUGGGUUCUGUACGUAUGUUCUAGUGUGUUGAUGUUCUAAGAUCAAAUGAAACGUUGCAAUAAAACAGAAAAAAAAGUUUCUUUUUCAUCGUGGCAGAAUUAAAAUAUGAAAGAUGUG